UGCAGUAGCCGAAAUCAAUAAUUGACAUGGAUUAUCUUCCCUUAAAAUUUAUAAAUCUCCAAGGAAAUGGAUAAUUGACAUGGGGCAUCUUUGAUAUAGGUAGUGUUUUGUUUUGUCUUUGAAUUUAGAUGAAAUGACGUGAGUGCAGCGCUCCGAAUUUCGAAUGAAUUAUUGAGAAUCAAUGGAGUGGGAUGAGAUUUGCUCGCUGUUGUUUUGACAUGGCUCCGAACAAGCAAGAUAUAUCGCGCAGUUCUCCAACCAUACUAGGAGGUCUGUUUUCAGAGCAAACGUUUCAUCAGGCGAAGUUAUCCAAUCCAACUAAAUACUUGCGUUGGCAUGAUAACGGAAUUAAUGAAGGGGAAUACUUGUGUAUAGAGAAACAUGGCACAAAUCUAGGGAAAUAUUUAUGUUUGUGGGGUUUAGAAGAACAACGUCAAUUUAAAGCUGGGUUCAAGGUGGUCUAUAUCAAUGCCUAUUCACAACACAAGAUUACUACGGACUUGAAAACUUUUAUGACAUCUUGGCUGUUACCUGAAGGCUAUCCGGAUAGUGUGGCCUCAUCAUAUGGGUCAUACAUGCAAUGGCGAGCCCUCCAGCAUUUCUUUGGAGGUGUCAUUAGUGUUUUUACGACACACUCAUUGCUUCAUGCAUUGGGUGUCUCAAGUAAGGGGAGUACUUCUCUAGCCAUUAAUUGGGUGAUAAAGGAUGGAGCAGGCAGGAUUGGAAAGUUACUAUAUGCAAGAAAGGGAAAGAAGUUUGAUUGCAAUUUAAAGCAGUUGCGUUUCACAGGACAUAUUCUAAUGGAGGUAGGAGCUUUAGUGGAGCUGGCAACUUCAAUAGCUCCCUCACUUUUUCUACCUCUUGCAUGUGCAGCAAAUGUGGUUAAGAAUAUUGCUGCUGUAUCCUCAACAUCAACUCGUGCUCCCAUCUAUAAGGCUUUUGCGCUCAAAGAAAACAUAGGGGAUAUUACAGCGAAAGGAGAAUCCACAAGUAAUAUAGCAGAUUUGCUAGGAACAGGUCUUGGCAUUCUCAUUUCUGGAAAUAGUAAGCAGAUACUGCCAACAUUUAUCUUACUAUCUUGUGGCUAUGUUUUCUCUUCAUAUCAGGAGGUGAAAGCUGUGAUACUGCCCACGAUGAACCAAGAAAGAUUUGGGGUGUCAGUUCAGCAUUUUCUUAAUACAGGUCAGGUACCGUCUGUUUAUGAAGCAAACAGUAAAGAAUGCAUUUUCACAUUUCCUUGGCCUCGGCAGAUGGAUGUAGAGCUUGGGGCACGUGUUGCUGAUGCUUUCCAAAACUCUAGGGAAUUUCUUUCAGCCAAAGCUAUGUUUAAGGAUAAAAAUUACCUCAUCACAUUUAAUAGAAGAAGAAAACGAGCAUAUGUUGUUCUUAAAGAAGCUGCUACUUCGGAGGAUGUUAUGGAAGGGGCUUUUCAGGCAUAUAUGCUGUUGCAUAUUUUGGACAGGGCAUCUCAGAAGAGUUGUAAAAGAAGUACCAUUGAAAAUAUUUUUGAUAAUACUUUGUGUGCUAUGGAUGCUGAAUUGCUGGCAGAAGGUGCUAUUGGGUCUGCAAUAUUCUCAAGUUGCAAAAACUCUUCGGCUCAUUAUAAAAUAUUCAAGGAAAAGGCUGCAAUUCAGGGUUGGAUAGUUAGAGAUUCUCUUCUUAAUCCUGGGGGUGUAAGACUUGAAAUUUCUUGAAAUUAAUUUUGUCAUCCUCUCAGAAUCCUUGGUUUUAAGAAUUUGAUUUCCACAAUACAAUAAUUUCCCUGGUAGUGCAACAACAAUAGACGUGAUUUUGAGAGAUCUUUUUACCACCUCUACACUCUGAACACUUUGAAGUUGAAUUUUUAGCUCAUUUGUUAAAAUUUCAGAUAUAAAUUUAUGCUAAAAUGCAAUGUCAUAGCUUUCUUUCACCUAAAAACUUAAAUCUUAAUGAUACGUAAACA
Molecule: messenger RNA, 1942 nt
Organism: Cryptomeria japonica (Japanese cedar)
Lineage: Eukaryota; Viridiplantae; Streptophyta; Pinopsida; Cupressales; Cupressaceae
Product: protein root UVB sensitive 6
Exons: 13
Coding region: 192-1694 (500 amino acids)
Source: RefSeq, a predicted model, not a curated record